AUGCUAGCUGAGGACGAUGCUAACAUCAUCAAUAGCCCCUAUAGUUUCAACAAUUUAAGCACCUAUGAGAUUGAAAUGACUUCUUAAUAAAUUGGCCUUGGAAAUAAUGCUGUAAACUAGAACAAUCUUCAAUAUUAGCCUAUGAAUGAUAUCAAUAAUGAUUAAAACAAUCAAUAACGACAAAGAUUUGCUUCAAUCUAGGAGUAAGGAGAGGAUAAGAUAAUGGUAAUUGUUGGCUAGAUUUUAUGUCAAUUCGGAAUAAUAUAGUCCUUAGGAUUAGGACUGUUUAAUUUCAGAAUGCUUUCAAGCAAUUUGACUAUGAGUGCUUUUGAUAAAGGAAGUUUUGUUAAGAAUAUUGAAUCAGUAAUGGGACCAUUGAGUUGGAAAUGGGUUUUACCAAUUAGACCUGAUCUAGAAGGUGAUGGUUGCAGUUUUGAAAUUAAUUAAUUAUUGAAUUGA
Messenger RNA from Stylonychia lemnae, 459 nucleotides. The record is from the annotation of a GenBank genome assembly. NCBI's taxonomy places the organism in Eukaryota, Ciliophora, Spirotrichea, Sporadotrichida, Oxytrichidae.